AGUAGAUCGAGAGGUAUGCAAUUUAGACCUUUAAGUAAAGCAGCUUUCUUUGCAUUUGUUGCUAAUUUCUUAAUCUUAAUGCAAUUAGGUGCUAAACACGUUGAGUCUCCAUUUAUUGAAUUUGGACAAAUAAGUACCGUAUUAUACUUCUCUUACUUUACUUUUGUAAUGUAUGGUGUUACUGUUCUUGAAAAUACUUUUGUGGAUUUAAGACACAAAAAAUAG
Molecule: messenger RNA, 225 nt
Organism: Bipolaris maydis ATCC 48331
Lineage: Eukaryota; Fungi; Ascomycota; Dothideomycetes; Pleosporales; Pleosporaceae
Source: RefSeq, a predicted model, not a curated record